This is a messenger RNA of Gongylonema pulchrum, 1152 nucleotides long. The record is from the annotation of a GenBank genome assembly. Lineage: Eukaryota; Metazoa; Nematoda; Chromadorea; Rhabditida; Gongylonematidae.
AUGGUACGGCGGUGUAGACGUCGAUCGGUGCAGUAUGCGAGUUUUUGCGAUGGCUUUCUGAUUCGAGGGAAGGACAUCGAGGCGGAGUGCUUCCAUCGCCAGUACUUUCAUUUCUAUCGAGCGCGAGUGAAGCUACUGCAACAGCGAAUCCUCAGAAAUGCUAAACAGCUCCUCGGUGAAACUUUGGAGCCCUCUCGACUUACUGGAGCAAAAAAAGAGCAUACUGUGCUGGUUAUUGGUACCAUAGCGAAACGAGUUAAACUGAGGCCCAGUGUGCUGCGCGAUCUUGCCGAGGAGCAGCUCAUUCUUCCUCAGCCAAUCGCCGAGAACAAGUAUGUCAUGUUCGUCUCGGGCUUCUCAUUCACCGGCCAAACCGAGAAAGAUGCUCAGAAACUAGUCGCCCUUGAUUUGCUACAGAAGUGGCUCUGCGGUUCGUUAUCAGUAUCACCAAAGGAACGUGGCAUUGUGGAAAGACUGGUUCGACUGGUUGUUGCUGGCGAAAGCGUUGCUAUCACGGAUCAAGGCAGAGAAUUUACAACGGCGGCACGAUAUCUGAUAAAAAACGAGGAAUGUCCGAACGUCGAGUGCGCCGCUCACAUGGAUAAAUUUUUGUCGAAGAUUUCUAGUAUGCUCGAAGUUGAUGUGAUGCCAGGACUGGGAGAUCCCUCAACUCACUUGAUGCCUCAACAGCCAAUUCAUCGUGCCGUGUUUCCGAAAAGUUCACAACACGGAAAAAUGCUGAAUCUCGUCACAAAUCCCUAUCAUUUUAGCUUGGACGGUGUUCACAUAAUGGGAACCUCUGGUGAAAGUCUGUCAGACUUGAGACGAUUCGCAAAAGAAGCAAACAGUGUGGAUUUGCUAAGGAAAAUUCUUGACUGGCAGCACCUGGCUCCGACAGUCCCCGACACAAUCGAUGGCUUCCCGUUUGCGGAACGAGACCCCUUUAUAAUUGAAACCUUCCCCCAUAUACUGUUUGCGGCUAAUCAGUCGGAAGUAUCGCAUGCUAUUGCUGAUUUCGAAGAUGGCAGACGCACACUGCUACUAUCCGUGCCAAGUUUUACCAAGUCCUCUUCGGUGGUGCUUGUAAAUUUGCGCACGUUGGAAGUGAUCGAACAUAAGUUCUCUGUUGACAAGCUCGUCUGUGAUUCAUAG